AUGGCUCACAUCGGCGUUCUCAUCGUCCCACCCAUUCAGCUCCUCGACAUAGCUCCCAUCGAUCUCUUUGCCAUGGCGACCAAAGAGUACUUUGAAGCUUGCAAGCUCCCUAAACCCCUCCUCGACGCCGCCAUCCCAACGUCCGACCUUACCAUAACAUACAUAUCCCACACGGGCCCUAACACGACAUCACCUACAACCGCUCGUCUCGGACUAGCCAUUAAUGUCGGAUUGGACGACCCAAACGUUGCGCCGGGCAAGCUCGAUAUCCUGAUGAUACCUGGUCCACCACCGGGCAUGAAGCCCGAGGAAGAAGUCCUCGACUUCGUGAGAAAGCAUGUGGACAAGGGCGUGGACCUCCUGACGAUAUGUUCCGGCGCCUUUGUAGCUGGAUACGCAGGCGUGUUGGACGGGAAGCGCGCAACCGGCACCCGCGGUGUGCAAGACAUGCUCACCAAGUCCUUCCCGAAGGUGAAGUGGGUGGAUAAGCGCUACAUUCAGGACGGGAAGAUUUGGACAUCGGGCGGUAUCACUAAUGGGAUGGACAUGGUCGCCGUGUACAUGCAGCACCGCUGGCCCGGCACCUUAAGCGAGACGGUCCUGGCGAUGUCGGAAGUAGUGCCGAGGUCACAGGAGUAUGAUCAGGGCAAGGUGGGCUGGACAGCCUGGUUCGCAUUUCAUAUCUUCAAGGCCUGGGUGCAGGGUCUGACAAGGCGGAAGAAGACUCAAAGCAGGGGUUGCCUCAUUAGAGCCGCCCUCAUCGGCUUGCUCCUCGCUUUGGCGGCCUGCCUUGGUCGGCGCGACGACCCUUUGUCUCUAGCGCCAGCUCCUGGUAUUGCUUCUAUAUGGAUAUCGCUAUCGCUGUACCUAGCGGUGACCACAAAGGCCUACGGCGACGACGAGACGUACCUGUGCGACCUGACGGGGACUGCAAGAGAUAGCGAAACAGUCAAGUACUGUCUUGGGAUUCGUAGAGGCUCGAAAUCUCGCUCAAGCGGCCCCUCAUCCGGGUUGGGAGGUCGAAAUACCGGUGAAUAG
Molecule: messenger RNA, 1038 nt
Organism: Trematosphaeria pertusa
Lineage: Eukaryota; Fungi; Ascomycota; Dothideomycetes; Pleosporales; Trematosphaeriaceae
Product: class I glutamine amidotransferase-like protein
Exons: 4
Coding region: 1-1038 (345 amino acids)
Source: RefSeq, a predicted model, not a curated record